Molecule: messenger RNA, 2488 nt
Organism: Hippocampus comes (tiger tail seahorse)
Lineage: Eukaryota; Metazoa; Chordata; Actinopteri; Syngnathiformes; Syngnathidae
Gene: kazna
Product: kazrin, periplakin interacting protein a
Exons: 14
Coding region: 53-2062 (669 amino acids)
Molecular function (GO): protein binding
Source: RefSeq, a predicted model, not a curated record
GCUUCGCGAGGAAGUGGCCCAACUGCAGGAAGAGGUGCACCUGCUGCGCCAGAUGAAGGACAUGUUGAGUAAGGACCUGGAGGAGAGCCAAGGAGGAUGUUCGGCCGACGUGCUUUCUGCCACCGAGCUCCGCGUGCAGGUGGCCCAAAAGGAGCAGGAGCUGGACCGAGCCAAGGAGGCUUUGCAAGCCAUGAAGUCAGACCGUAAGCGUCUUAAGGCGGAAAAGGCAGACCUGGUGAAUCAGAUGCAGCAACUUUAUUCCACACUGGAGAGUCGAGAGGAGCAGCUCCGUGAUUUUAUUCGCAACUACGACCAGCACAGAAAAGAGAGCGAGGAUGCGGUGAAAGCUCUCGCCAAAGAGAAAGACAUGCUGGAGAGAGAGAAGUGGGACCUGCGGCGGCAGACCAAGGAAGCCACCGAGCACACGGGAAUGCUGCGCACACAGUUGGACCUCAAGGAAAACCGCAUCAAGGAGCUGGAGGCUGAACUGGCCAUGAUCAGUAACUGUGUCAAUCAAAGAAUGGAGUUCCGGGUGUUUGAGCGGCUCGGGGACAGGGACUUCUCCCCGAGGGUUAUGGCGGUAAGAUGGACCCCCCCGCCCUGUUCGGCUUUGACUUGCCGGAGUCAGCAGACCCUCUACGUGCACACGGACCAUCCCACCGACAGACAAGUGGCCGCUGUGCGGGUGAGCCCCUGCCACUCGCGUCAGCCCUCCUUCAUCUCCGAUGCCUCGGCCGUGGAGGGAGACAGGUCGUCCACACCUAGUGACAUCAACUCUCCACGUCAUCGGACUCACUCGCUUUGUAAUUCUCUAGAAGAUCUGGAGGUGGCCAAAUGUAAGAAGAAGAAGGAGAAGAUGGGCCUGGGCUCUUUGUCGCGAGUGUUCGCCCGAGGAAAGCAGCGCAAGUCCCUGGACCCGGGUCUGUUUGAUGACUUGGACAGCGUCGCCAGUGCCACCCGCCUCAGCCUCAGCUUGCCGGACGGCCCAGAGGAGCAGCUGGACCGCCUGCAGCAGGUGGAGCUGGCCAGGAGCACGCCCAUGUCCCAGUGGAGGGCGGGCACUGUGCAGGCCUGGCUGGAGGUCGUCAUGGCGAUGCCCAUGUACAUACGCACCUGCUCGGAGAAUGUCAAGAGUGGCAAGGUGUUAUUGGGACUAACCGAUGAAGACCUGGAGCUUGGUUUGGGCGUAACCAGUUUGAUGCAUCGUCGUAAACUGCGUCUGGCCAUUGAAGACUACAGAGAGGCUGAGGAUGGAAGGGGGUUGUCCAAGGCUGCAGACAUGGACCACCACUGGGUGGCCAAAGCCUGGCUCAGCGACGUGGGCUUGCCGCAGUACUCGCAGGCAUUUCACACCCACUUGGUGGACGGACGCAUGCUCCACUCCCUGACCCUCCGUGACCUCGAACGCCAUCUCAACAUCUCCAAAAACCUCCACCAGGUCAGCUUGCUGCUGGGCAUCGAGCUUCUGCACUUACUCAAUUUUGACAAGGACGCACUGCAGGCCCGCCGGGUACAGUGUGAGCACCAGAACACGGACCCUUUGGUUUGGACCUCUCAUCGUGUCAUUAAAUGGCUUAAAGACAUCGACCUCAAGGAGUUUGCAGAUGGUGUCGUGAGUAGCGGCAUCCACGGCGCUGUCAUGGUGCUGGAUCCCAAUUUUUCCAGCGACGCUUUGGCCACAGCGAUGGGAAUUCCCAGCGGCAAGCACAUUGUUCGCAGACACCUUGAAGAAGAGCUUACAAAUCUGAUAUGCCUAGCCAGGGCGGAUGCCAAGCAAGAUUUUGAGCGCUCAGUUUUGGGAACACCGCCCACUCCCCUUCGACAAAACUCCCCCAGCAGGUCGCCCGGCUCUGCCGGACGACACACCGAUGAUGAGGGUUCACUGAGGAGGAGGGCUGUCAAGCCGCCAACAGGAUUCAGCCCAAAGAUGCGCAAUGGACGGGACUUGAGCUACCACAGCAGCUACGGGUCACUACCUCGUGAAGUCAGAGAGCAAACACCUCCGAGGACACAAGGAAGCCCCGUCCGGGCUUAUGCCAACAUCGGGGUGACCAAUGUGUGAGGUUAUGUGAGUGCGACAAAGCCGCGGGGGUAUCAAGAGAAACCUUUUGAUCACAGACUGCACUUACUGUUCUAUCUUUGUUCAAGUGUCAAUUUCAAGGAAAACUGCAUCACCGAGAAAAUGUGACUUUUCUAACAGAAUCAAAAGGUGCAGAAUUGAAGAUAUAUGGAUUAUUUUUAUAUUUGUCGUUUGUCUGGACUCAUGGGAUUUGUAUGAUGGAUUUCUAUUCAGCACGGAUGAUUUGAUGAGAAAAAAAAUGGUCUUAUCGAUGUAAAAUAAUUAUUAUUCAGACGUCUUCGAGGAUCAGAUGUGUGAUGCCUCGUCAAUGUAGCAAAUCUCAAUGGACAAAAGAUGUUGAGUACAAUGUAUGUUUGUCAUUUUUGUCUUGAGCGCACACACACACACACACACACACACACACACACA